AAAGUGAUUUCAGCACAAAAUGCAAAACCCUAAACCCCUGUCAAUGGCCACGUUUAAAUGAAGAAAACAAAAUUGAAAUAAAAAUUGCAUUCCAUUUCCACCUAAUUGGAAUCCAUUUACUCCAGAAGAAUGAGGCCUACCAUGAUGCUCAGGGCUCUGAACAAGCAGUUUAUCGGAAUCUUCGGUGAUGCAGCAAACGUCGGUGUUAAGAAGCCGCCGCCACCGCCUCCUACUCCGGUGUCGCGAAAACCGGCGUUCGUGGAUGCAUUCCUAUACAAAAUGAAGAAGAACCGAGCUCUUCUGGCAAACAAGACCAUUUGGUCGCGGAGAUCCACUAUCUUGCCGGAAUUCGUUGAUUCCACCGUCAAGAUUUACAACGGGAAAACCACCGUACGGUGUAAGAUCACUGAGGGAAAAGUGGGUCAUAAAUUUGGAGAGUUUGCUCUCACCAGGAAACGCAAAACCAGAGAACAAUCCAUUGCCAAAAAUGUUAAACAAAUCAAGAAAAAAAAGUGAUUUUUUUUUAUAAUUUUUCUUUUUUGGGGAUAUUUUAUUUUCUGCAGUUAUUUUCUUCGAUGUGGUUGUUUCUUAGGCUCUCUAGAAUGUUGUUGAAGAUCUAACAGUUUUUUCGGGUAAAGAGUAGGGUUUUCUAUUCUAUCUUAAGUAUUUAACUUCAGCAUUGGCAAUAAGGAUUUCAUGAAAUUUUGACAAUGAUUACUGUUGAAUCAAG
Molecule: messenger RNA, 730 nt
Organism: Gastrolobium bilobum
Lineage: Eukaryota; Viridiplantae; Streptophyta; Magnoliopsida; Fabales; Fabaceae
Product: small ribosomal subunit protein uS19m-like
Exons: 2
Coding region: 130-516 (128 amino acids)
Biological process (GO): translation; ribosomal small subunit assembly
Cellular component (GO): ribosome; cytosolic small ribosomal subunit
Molecular function (GO): structural constituent of ribosome; RNA binding
Source: RefSeq, a predicted model, not a curated record